UUAAAAAAUUUGGAUUGGUGUUUGUUCUCUUAGAUAACGCAAGUGUGUGGUAGACGAAGAAAGCUUGCGAUAAUGGCGGGGAAAAUGAGUUUGCAGUCUCGAUUUCUCUCCUCUUUCGUCGGUUCUGACCAUUUUCUGCAUUCCUCUCAACUUCUCUUCUCUUUCGUCGGCUCUGACCAUUUUCUGCAUUCCUCUCAACAUCCUCUUUAUGAACUCUUUCGCUAUUCUCCAGGAAGAACACGUGCUUGUAUGCAGUUGCCUAAAUCUUUAUCUGGCUUGACCAAUCUCUUAUUUAAUAGAAAUCACGAUCAAGUGUCAACAAGCGGUCGUAAACGUCUACGUUUAAAGCCUGGAAAGGUGUCUCCUCCUCGACCUGUUCCGUCACAUAUACAGAGGCCGCCUUAUGUGAAUUCUCGAAGACCUCCAGGAAUUGCAAGUGGACCUGAGGUGCAUGAUGAGAAAGGAAUAAAAUGUAUGAGAGCUUCUGGGAAAUUGGCUGCUCAAGUUCUUGAAUAUGCUGCAACUUUAGUCAAGCCAGGUGUGAAAACUGAUGAAAUUGAUGAGGCAGUUCAUCAAAUGAUAAUUGACAAUGGAGCAUAUCCUUCACCUUUGGGCUAUGGUGGAUUUCCUAAAAGUGUCUGCACGUCAAUAAAUGAAUGCAUUUGCCACGGAAUACCAGAUUCAAGGUCUCUUGAGGAUGGUGAUAUAAUCAACAUUGAUGUUACAGUUUACCUAAAUGGUUAUCAUGGGGAUACCUCCGCAACCUUCUUUUGUGGGGAGAUUGAUGAUGAAGCAAAACAAUUGGUUCAGGUUACUAAAGAAUGCUUGGACAAAGCAAUUUCAAUAUGUGGGCCAGGAGUGGAGUACAAAAAGAUUGGUAGAACUAUACAUGAACAUGCAGAUAAAUUUGGAUAUGGUGUUGUACGCCAGUUUGUUGGUCAUGGUGUUGGUCGGGUUUUUCAUGCAGAUCCCGUUAUUCUGCACUGCAGGAACAAUGAUGGUGGGCGCAUGCUAUUGAAUCAAACUUUCACCAUCGAACCAAUGCUCACAAUAGGAAGUUAUAAUCCGAUUAUGUGGGACGAUAAUUGGACAGUGGUUACGGAAGAUGGAAGUCUCUCGGCACAAUUUGAGCAUACGAUUUUGAUAACAGAAGAUGGUGCUGAGAUUUUGACUCAAUGUUGAAAUCUGUGAUACUACAUUUCAAUUGACAGCUUACUCUUUGCUCCCUGAAUUUGCUGCUUUGGCAAUAUUAAGAAAUGAAGAGGGGGAGACGAAGAAAUAGAAAGUACAAUUCUUAUUGCUCUGCUAAAUUCUCGUGGCUUUUGGCUCUAAUUAGCUUUAUUUUUUGGGAUUAGGUUGGGUGGAGAUGCAUGUGAAGAUGUAAUUGAAUAUUUUUAAAGCAUUAUACACUAACGCUACUGAGUUUUGAUGAUAAUUUUUUUUCAAUACUAAUACUUCUAUCUUCAAGGACAAGGAGCUUUGUAUUGAAAUGAAGAAAAUAUUAUUCCUUGAUUUA
Molecule: messenger RNA, 1516 nt
Organism: Amaranthus tricolor (Joseph's coat)
Lineage: Eukaryota; Viridiplantae; Streptophyta; Magnoliopsida; Caryophyllales; Amaranthaceae
Product: methionine aminopeptidase 1D, chloroplastic/mitochondrial
Exons: 10
Coding region: 73-1182 (369 amino acids)
Biological process (GO): proteolysis
Molecular function (GO): metalloaminopeptidase activity
Source: RefSeq, a predicted model, not a curated record